UCGAAAGUGGUCGAGUAUUUAGGAGUCCAGAAAGAAUUAAAGUUCGAGUCGAAGAUGUCUGAAAAGCCUGUCCAAAAGACAAAGUCUGCGCCACCAGCUCACCCUUCGUAUAAGGAUAUGAUCAUCGCAUCGAUCCUGGCACUAAAAGAACGAAAGGGAGCGAGUCGGCAAGCUAUCGCGAAGUAUAUCAUAACGAAUUAUAAAGUCGGUGACAACGCUACCAAGUUGGUGAACGGUCAACUGAAGAAAGGUGUGGCAGCUGGAAUAUUUGUUUUGUCAGCAGAAAGCAGUUCACGAUUUAAACUUAGCGAAGCAGUAAAGACGGCGGCUAAGAAGCCCGCUAAAAAACCAGCGAAGAAACCCGUUGCAAAGAAGCCUGCCGCCAAGACUGCGAAGCCGAAGAAACCAGCAGCAAAGACAGCCAAGACCACCAAGAAGUCGCCUAAACCUAAGAAGAAGCCUGCGAAAUCCCCGGCAAAGAAGUCCAAGAGCCCAGCCAAGGCAAAGAAACCGGUCGCCAAAUCAGCCAGCAAGAAGUCGGGGAAGAAACCAAGCCCAAAGAAAGGCGUGAAGAAGCCAGCUGCAAAGAAGGCAACUAAAGCUAAGAAAUAAACAAACGCCUCAAAGACGUCAAACAAAACGGCUCUUUUUAGAGCCACCAAAUUUUAAAAAGAAUUAAGCGUUUAUCUCGGUUUGUGUCUCCAGUCUUAAGCAUUCAAUUGCCCUCGCGUUACCCACACAAUUGUUUCAAUCUGUUGUAGUAAUUUCGUUUCUGUCCAAUUAUCGUGUGAAACCAAACUUCGCCUACUAGAGGUGCUGUUUGUAAUCACAAGUUUGAUUUCAUUCCGAAACCGUAAGGUAGAUAUUUAUAUAUAGUAGGUCUCCUCGAUUUUAAUGUUAAAAAGCAAGUGUCGGCAAUAACAAUUACGAUUUGAAUGUUAAUUUGCAUACAAGGCUACAAGCUCAGCAUGGUUGCCUGGAGACAUCUCAUUCUUUUAUAGAACGGCCGGGCUGUAAUCGGGGGGCGAUUUGAAUGUUGUUUAUAACAUUUCCACUAGAAGAACAGGCGCCUAUUAAUUGCUUCAUUCAAACCAAAUAAAUAUUUGUCUCGAAUACAACACACCAAAUAAAUAUUUGUCUCGAAUACAACACAACUCGUAAGGAGGUGGGGCCGUCUCGAACGAAGGCGGAAAAUUUGCAGUAUUCUCGAAUUACAACUACAAAAUUUUAUAUUAACUAUGGCUUCUAUUAUGGCUAACUUAUUGUAAAUAAAUAAUCAGUGCGAGCAGAAUGGCUCCGUUUCAGUUUGACUAUUAACACUGAGAUUAAAUUGAGUAUUUUGAUAUAUGGUGCCUAACUAUAGAAGUACAUGCAUGCAGCAAC
Messenger RNA from Dendronephthya gigantea, 1383 nucleotides. Its product is annotated as histone H1-delta-like. Gene Ontology annotation, biological process: chromosome condensation; nucleosome assembly; negative regulation of DNA recombination. The transcript has a single exon. The coding region runs from base 55 to 612 and encodes 185 amino acids. Gene Ontology annotation, molecular function: structural constituent of chromatin; double-stranded DNA binding; nucleosomal DNA binding. Lineage: Eukaryota; Metazoa; Cnidaria; Anthozoa; Malacalcyonacea; Nephtheidae. Gene Ontology annotation, cellular component: nucleosome; nucleus. The record is from RefSeq and is a predicted model, not a curated record.